CUAAGAUCACUGAGAUUAGAAAGAAGUAUUCUGAAAUUGAGAUUGAAAAUGUAAAGUUAAAACAGGUUAUAGAAGAGAAAGAUUUAUAUAUGAAAUUAAGAGAUAUUGAGCUUAAUAACAGAAUUAUAGAAUUGGAAUGGUUUGUGAAGAAAUAUGCUGAGAAUGCAAGACAAAGUCAGACAAAAAAUUCUAAACUUAAGGAUACAGUUGCUAAUUUAGAACAAGAGUUUAAGAAGUAUGAAUUACAAUUAUUGGCCUGCUCACUAUUAUUACCAAUUUCCAAACUAGAAAAACAUGAAUCUACCUCUCAAAUUGAGAACCAGAAUUUAACCAUCACUUUACAAAAGAAUAUUAAUAUUUUGCAAUCUUCAAUUUGCUUAAAAUUACUAGUAAUUUCUCAGCUAAAGAGUAGCUCACAAUUAUCUAUCUCAAAUAUUAAAAUUCAUAUUGACAAAGAAAUUGAUACAGACUCUAUAUCCUAA
Scutellospora calospora is the source of this 482-nucleotide messenger RNA. Lineage: Eukaryota; Fungi; Glomeromycota; Glomeromycetes; Diversisporales; Gigasporaceae. The record is from the annotation of a GenBank genome assembly.